Trichechus manatus latirostris (Florida manatee) is the source of this 1667-nucleotide messenger RNA. RefSeq names its product glycerate kinase (gene GLYCTK). The transcript is spliced from 5 exons. Gene Ontology annotation, molecular function: glycerate kinase activity. The record is from RefSeq and is a predicted model, not a curated record. Gene Ontology annotation, cellular component: cytoplasm. Bases 96 to 1667 code for a protein of 523 amino acids. Gene Ontology annotation, biological process: protein phosphorylation. NCBI's taxonomy places the organism in Eukaryota, Metazoa, Chordata, Mammalia, Sirenia, Trichechidae.
GCCAACGAGUACUUCCGGUUCCAGCGCUAGAAGCCGCGGCCUGGAGCCGUGGGGCGGCAGCCAUGGGUGCCAGGUGGUGCUGAGAGCAGUGGGGCAUGGCUGCAGCCCUGCAGGUCUUGCCCCGUCUGGCCCGAGCCCCCUUGCGCCCGCUCCCCUGGUGGGGCCCAGUGGCCCGGCUGGCCAGCGGUAUGGCCCUGCCGGAGCAGGCGCAGCAACUGUUUGAGAGCGCUGUGAGUGCCGUGCUCCCAGGCCCCAUGCUGCACCGGGUCCUGACCUUGGACCCCAGCGGCAAGCAGCUGAAGGUGCGGGACCGGAGCUUUCAGCUGCGGCGCAACCUCUACCUGGUGGGCUUCGGCAAGGCUGUGCUGGGCAUGGCGGCUGCCGCUGAGGAGCUUCUGGGCCAGCAUCUCGUGCAGGGCGUGAUCAGCGUACCCAAGGGGAUCCGAGCUGCCAUGGAGCAUGCCGGCAAGCAGGAGAUGCUGCUGAAGCCUCACAGCCGCGUGCAGGUAUUCGAGGGUGCCGAGGACAACCUGCCGGACCGUGACGCGCUCAGGGCUGCGCUGGCCAUCCGGCAGCUGGCCGAGGGGCUCAAGGCUGACGAACUGCUGCUGGUGCUUAUCUCAGGCGGGGGCUCAGCCCUGCUGCCGGCCCCCAUUCCACCAGUCACACUAGAGGAGAAGCAGAUGCUCACCAAGCUAUUGGCUGCCCGUGGAGCCACCAUCCAGGAGCUGAACACCAUCCGGAAGGCCCUGUCCCAGCUCAAGGGUGGAGGGCUGGCUCAGGCUGCCUACCCUGCCCAGGUGGUGAGCCUGAUCCUGUCCGAUGUGGUGGGAGACCCCGUGGAGAUGAUUGCCAGUGGCCCCACGGUAGCCAGCACCCACAGUGUGCAAGAUUGCCUGCACAUCCUCAACCGCUACAAUCUCCGAGCUGCCCUGCCACGCUCCGUGAAGACCGUGCUGGCUCGGGCCGACUCUGACCCCCACGGGCCACGCGCUUGUGGUCAUGUCCUCAACGUGGUCAUUGGCUCCAACAUGCUGGCGCUGGCCGAGGCCCAGCGGCAGGCCGAGGUGCUGGGCUACCGGGCUGUGGUGUUGAGCGCAGCCGUGCAGGGUGAUGUGAAAAGUGUGGCCCAGUUCUACGGGCUGCUGGCCCGAGUGGCUGGAGCCCGCCUCACCUUGCCUGGGGCUGGGGCUUCUGGGGAGGAGGAUGCAGAACUGCACAGGCUGGCGGCUGAACUCCAGCUCCCAGACCUGCAGCUGGAGGAGGCUCUGGAGGCCCUGGCGGGGGCUCAGGGUCCUGUCUGCCUGCUGGCUGGUGGUGAGCCCACGGUGCAGCUGCAGGGCUCAGGCAAGGGUGGCCGGAACCAGGAGCUGGCCCUGCGUGUCGGAGCAGAGCUAGGACGGCAGCCACUGGGGCCUAUUGAUGUGCUGUUUUUGAGUGGUGGCACUGAUGGGCAGGAUGGACCCACAGAGGCUGCCGGGGCCUGGGUCACGUCUGACCUUGCCAGCCAGGCUGCCGCCGAGGGACUGGAUGUGGCUACCUUCCUAGCCCACAAUGACUCACAUACCUUCUUCUGCCACCUCCACGGUGGGGCACACCUGCUGUUCACAGGGCUGACUGGCACCAAUGUCAUGGAUGCCCACCUCCUGUUCUUGCGGCCCCGGUGA